Messenger RNA from Frankliniella occidentalis (western flower thrips), 1456 nucleotides. RefSeq lists its product as uncharacterized. The transcript has 9 exons. The record is from RefSeq and is a predicted model, not a curated record. Lineage: Eukaryota; Metazoa; Arthropoda; Insecta; Thysanoptera; Thripidae. The coding region runs from base 383 to 1417 and encodes 344 amino acids.
CCUCCUGGAAAUGAUAAGAGGAAACAGAUUGCGGAUGUUGACUACCCACUUACCAACUUCACACGAUAGAAGACAGUAGCCUCUGCUACUCGUUUCACUUCAAAUUAAGCACAUAAAACAAAAAAAUCUUACCGAAACGCUUGAAAAUGGUGACUUCAAACUGUCGCUGUGGCUAAACCAGAAUGCUUUCAAUAAUUCGCGAAGAUUCGACCGCGCUAGUUGGCAACACAGGCGCCGCAGGGAAGUAUUGUCAUUGUUUGAAGGAUAGGGCGGUGCGGGGCCCGCGGCCGGCGUGGAGGGUUGUGGAAGGAGCUAACCACCGUGUAGUUUGGCCACUGUUUAAUUUUAUCUUGACAUUCUCGUCGAAAAUAUUGCAAUAAGUAUGAGUGGAGGGAAAAAACCCCGUUGGCAAUGUGACACAGCCGAAGAAGAAUGUUCAAGGUUCGAGUUGUCAUCGGAAUUCCCAAAUGUGUCUGGAGCUCAUACAAUUGAAUAUGUAACCUCUCAUGAUGUUGGAACUAGUAACUCCCCAGAUCACAAUUAUGUGGCAGAUAUUGAAUGUCACUCUCUAUCAGUUAUAUCUAUGCCAUUGCAUACAGGAGCCACAGCAGUCAUAUUAAAUGAAAGGGAUGAUCUUGCGUCAAAUUAUGUUUACCCUGAAAUUGAGUCAACAGAAACUUGCUACAUUCCUGAGACAGUUGGGAGAACUUUGGAGGUUACCAAUGCUAUUAAUCUUGAAACAUUUACACAUCAUAUGAUUCAUCCUCUCACUCAGACCUCUCCUUCAAGAAAGGAAAUGGAACACCCAGAAGCACCAGCAGUUAUUUCUGAUGACUUGAGCAGGCAUGAUAGUGCUUCUGAUUCACCUGAAGAACCUUCAUACAUUAGUGGUGAUGAUAUUGAUAUAGAGAUGACUGCCAAUGACUCUAUGAGUUUUGAUAAUCAAUUAGUAAACCCAACAUUAGAUUUGGAGCAUUCUGCAACAGAGAAUGAAUGGGUCUUACCUGAUGCUUCAGCCUCAAUAGCUGCUGCCAUACUUUCUGAAAGUGUUAAUUGGGAACUUCCGGAAGAGAGGGAACAAGAUGUCUGGUUUGAUGCUGCAGAUGAUCUAACUUUCUCUUCCACUGUGCAAGAGGAUAAUAUAGAGACACUAGAACCUGAGCAGCUACAAAAUUAUGAGGCUUCAAGUCCUACAGACAAUCCGUUGUAUCCAGGUGCUCUAAUAAGUGAAAGUGAAAGUGCUGCAGCAAUUCUAACAUUUGCUCUGAACAGUGAAAUGAGUGGCCAAGAUCUUGCAAGAGUUCUAAAAUUAAUUAAGCUCCAUCUACCCAAAGAAAACAAUUUCUGGUCAACUACUUAUCAGUUUCACAAACAAUUUGAGGACAUAAAAACUCCUAUGAACUUUAUUUUCCCGUGAAACCGUUGUCAUAUGUGGCACAUGUGAGUCCCAGGUAUG